Messenger RNA from Lymnaea stagnalis (great pond snail), 5889 nucleotides. Lineage: Eukaryota; Metazoa; Mollusca; Gastropoda; Lymnaeidae. The record is from the annotation of a GenBank genome assembly.
GUGCAGUAUGAUAAAGAAAUAAAAUCUUGCUGUCAGUUAGACUUUAUGCCGAGUACGACCUUUCAUGAUGCCGCUGCGGGUGAUAACUUGAAACUGUAUAUAAAGACCUGUCCAGGCACUGCUGACAAAAAAGGUCUGACCUUUGAACUUUAAUCAUCUUAAGCAUUUGAUUUGAAACAUAUUUCCUUUGCAUUUUUUACUUUUCAUUUUAUUUCAAUUUCAAUUUUUUUUUGUCUAAAUAGAUUUAUUAAAAUGGAAAUUUCAUAUACACACUGUCUUCGUAUUAAAAUUAUCAAGGGCCAUGUGCUAUACAAUCACUUUUUAUAAUUUAACUACCCAAAGUAAAUAUGUUUUCAAAUUAGCUUUACUUAGGAUGCACAUAUUUAUAAAGAAUGUUUUCCUUAUACACUCAUUGCUAAUAUAUUUCUUUUUAGCUUUAUCAGAUGUCCCCAUACAAGGCCCGUCACUCUUUGCAACUGCAACACCCAAAAGGCUAUUCUCUCCUCUGUAUCCAUUUCAUUAUCCAAGUGACUAUGCGUACAUGUGGACCAUCUCCUCACCUGGACGACACCUUGUUUCUGUUCAGGUAAUAUUUUUACAUGUGCUGGAUAUUCUGAAACUGAUUAACUCAAUCUGUUAAUAAUAGAGACACAAGAUGAUUGUAUGUGUACUUUUAUUGUGUAAUCUUAUUUUGUUGACAGUGAACUGAAAAUACUGGAACAUGUAAAAUUUGAAUGAAAUUUCACAUAUUAUUUAUUUUUUGUAGAUUCUUGAUUGGGAUGUGGGCAUUUAUGACUAUAUAAAUUUCUAUGAUGGACCAACAUUGAACUCUGACCUUGUGCUCACCCUGACCUCUGGUGGAGUAUACAACAAGGUUAUCACAUCAACUGGGAGCAACAUGUUGAUCUACUUCAAAAGUUUCAAGUACUCUAGAGCUAAAAGAGGAUUUUUAUUGGCGUACAGAUCAGGUUAGCAAUUUUUUAUUAUUGUUAUUAAUACCUUACGUAACACUUUAUUGUUUUUGAAACUAGUAUUUAACAGGGGCAUACAGUAUUAUAUGGAUGCAACAAAGUAAUUCGUACAUGUAAAAAAGUAAUAUGUCGAUGUUACAAAGUGAUCUGUAGAUGUAAAAAAAAGUAAUAUGCAGAUACAGUAAUACAUUGCUGGUCUGCUGGAAAUAUCCACAGGUGUGAACACAUCUGUCAUACGAGAGCAGUGAAUGCAUUUUAAAAUUUCAUAAUUGUUUAGCACUUGCUUAAGAUUGAAUUAAAAUAUUAAAAUAGUUGAUUUAAGAUAAUUAUAUUGUAUUUUUAAAAGUUAAGAAUUGAAAACCAUUGAUGUGAACAGAGUUAUUGUAUUCCAAUUGACCAGGCUGUCACUAUGAAGUGACCAUCAACCUUCAGCAUGAGAUAGAGUCACCAGGGUUUGGUGUCAGUGCCUACCCAAACGUCAUGCAUUGUGAGUGGAGCUUCAACACAGAGCAUGGGAGAACACUCGGACUCAGCUUUGAAGAAUUUCAUCUUGAACUUGACAAGGAUUUUGUGGAGGUCAUUUGAUGACUCUUUGUCUCAGUGUUUGAGUGUGUGUUGUUUCAUACUUUAUUUUUUAGUUUCUUUGUGUUUUUUGUUGUUUUUUUUUUGUAUUUUCAGUAAUUUGUUUCCAUUUAUUACCAGUUGUUUAAUGAGAAGGGAAGAUUUCUUCUGUCAGUACUAGUAUGCAGAAAAACUUCUGAGAUGAUGAUAGUUGAACUGUCCUAGAGAUACUGCAGCAGAGCUUUAAAUGGGAUGACAAAGAGAAUGAGGAAAAAAGAAAACUUUAAGAUUUAAAGCCUUGAUCUCCCAUGUUUGUACAGUUUGACUGCUUCAUUCAUUAACUAGUCUGUUUUCCAUUGUAGGUCUACAAGGACUCAGACUUACCGGUGCACACUGGCCAGGGAUUCACUGGCCAGACAACUCCUUCUGCGGUCCUUUCGCAAGAUGGGAGGAUCAAACUUGUGAUGAAAACAGGAGCAACUGGGAGAAACAAGGGAUUUAAGGCCACGUUAAUUGGAGGUAAGAAAACAAAUUUACUCUUGACUUUCUCACAAAUCUGAACUCACAGUCAGCUGAUUCUUAGAAAACAAAAUGAGCUGCUUGUCCAAGCAGUUUGAACUUGAAAGAAAUGUAACAAGGGACAAAUGGACUGCAUUUAGCCAACUUAUACAAAUAAUAUGUUCUGUUAAUGGCUUAUGGCCCCUAAAAAUUGCCCUUAGCCAGCUCAUGUACAAAGGAUUGAGGAAAACCUGGAAAAGGACAACACACAAAAAAAUCAUACAAAUCAUACUAGCUUUACAACGAGCCAAGAGUGUUUGCCCCUGUGUUUCUUUGCCGUCAAAGGCUUUUGGGCUGAACAUCUGCUUUUUGUUUUGUCCUUUUUCAAGUUUUUCUCCACCUUUUACAUAUUUCUUAUUGCUUCAACCUGAACGGAGUCCUCCGCGUAUUACUCUUAGCCAGCUGACCUAGUUUCUCUACAGUAACAUUAUUUGUAGAAACAUAACAUUUUAAUUCAAGCUUUUAAAUCACAAAAGUUAUUGAAAUGUUAUUAUGUUUCUGGAAAAGAUGAUAAUAGAAAUAUAAGAGAAAAUAUUAAAGAAUAAAUUUAAUUUUUAAUACUAUUCAGGUCUAUGAUAUACCAUAAAAAAUUUUCAGCUACCUGUUGAAACAGUAAAUUGUAGCAUUCAAUAGUCUCCACUAAAAAUAUUUGAUUAAAAAUGUUUCAUGAAUUUUCCAGGUUGUGUGGCCAUUGAUGUCAGUUCUGUAGUGUUGAGUCCCAGCAUGCCUGUGUUCCUUGGUGAUGCCAGAAAUAUUAGAUGCCAGGAUGACUGGGUGUUCAAUACCCCAUAUGUAGGUGAGGAGUCUGUAAACGUCACAUGCCAGAUGAACGGACAAUGGGAUAAAGAAAUACCAAAGUGCAAAAGUGAGUUUUUUUUAAAACGCAAGUAACAUUAUCUUAAAGGUUUUUAUUUUGUUGUCUUGUAUCUAAAUUUAUUUGUUGUAAAUAUUGCAUUUUGAAAUAUAUCCUUUUUUUAUAGUUUGCACAAAACCAGAUAUUAUGACUGAAUGUUAAGGGAAUUAAUUAUCUUACUUAUUGUAAAGAAUGAAAUGAGAAUUAUUGGGUGAAAGUGAAAUAAUCCCCACAAAAUUGCUGAUAGUAAUUUUUAUACUACAGCAUUUCAAUAACAAUGUUACUUUAUUAUGAAUGAAACAUAAUGAAUAGAUUGUAUGUUAACUUGGGUGAAAAGAAAAUGUAAAAUGCAUGCAAAUUUUACUGGUCAGGUUUAAUUAUUCAUUCAUUUUUAAACAUUAAAAAAAAAUAUAUAGGCCCUACCAUUUAACAAAUAUCCAUUAAAUUUCAGGUGUGACCCCAUUUUUUGGUAAUGCCUAGUGUGGUCCACGUCUGGCACACCUCAUCUUGUGAUGCCUAGUGUGGUCCACCACUGAUUCAAUUUAUUUUAGCUCUUUAAUGAAAAUACUCUGCCAAGUGUUGUUGAAGUUAGAGAAUAGCAUUUAAAGAUAUCUGACAAGAUUAGAAAAAUUAUACUUCAGUGCAUCAUGUCAUUAAUGUCAUGCCAUUCAGCCCAUCCAAUGCCACACAGAUCACAUUGUUAAGUUCAUAUUGGUAAUUAGUUCUCUUAAUUUCUUUAAGUACACAAAGUAGCCUUUUAAGGGAAUUCACAAAGGAUGCUUAUUUUGUUUCUGAGUAUGAGCAUUUUGUUGGUAUUUGUAAACGUUGGCUAAAGCAAAUCAUUUAGAUUCAACCAAGAAUUUAUCAAUGGGGCAUUUGCAAACAAAAAUUCAUUUUUCUUUUUUACCUGCUGAUUUAUAUUACAAGCAUCUUAUUGUAAUUUUAAGCAUUUUUUUGUCUUUUUAUUUCAGAGGUCUUGUGUGGCAGAAUACCCACCAUUGUGAAUGGAUACAUAACUAAUUUGAGUAGUGUUUACUCUGGUGACAAGUUAGAGUUCCAAUGUUUCACUGGCUUCAAACCCAACUCAGAGAAAGGAUUAAGUAGAUGCCUCAAGACUGGAGAGUGGUCUCCCCCGCCACUCUGUCUUUGUAAGUCACCUCCCCUUUAUUUCUGUAUAAGCCUAAAAAAAAACUCCCAAAACCAUCCUCCUUGCCCUGACCAAUUUUCCAUUUAGUUUGGGUUAGCAUGAAGGCUAUCAGCCCUUUCUUUAGGUUUUAAAUUUUAUUGUAAUUUUAAUUUCCAUAUCCAGAAAAUUAGAUCUAAUGAAUUAAAAAUGUUGUUCUCCUAGACUCCAAUGGAGCAUCAAAAUAUUAGGCGGGAGGCACACACACAAAAAAGAAGGGAUACAAGAAAAAAACUCUAAUUUCAGCAGAUCUAAUAUUUUUGAAACCUUGUUUUGAAUCAUCUUUCAGCUGCCCAGGUCUGCCCAGCACUAGUGGCGCCAGGUUAUGGAAAUAUGACAUUACUGACUGGCAACAGCACCGAUCAUGGAUCAGUUGUUCACUUUGGUUGCUCUCUGCCUGGCUUUGAGCUGAUUGGUCCAACUGCGAUAGUCUGUUCUCAUGGGAACUGGUCAUCUCCUCCACCCUUGUGUCAAAGUGAGUCCGGGGGGGGGGGGGGGGGCACACCCCCAAAGGCUUGCUUUUUUUUUAAAAAAAAAUGCAUUUUUCUUCAAAAAAAAUAUUCACGCCAGUAUCAAUUUUAAACUCCGCUUCAGCUCAAGCAAAUAAGUGUCUUUCACAUAAUUAUGAUAUUACAAAAUUUUUAGACUGCAGAGGAUUUCUGGGCUUAAAAUGUAGGCUUUCUCUGUUAUUAUAUUUUGUUUUAAAUAAUGUAACUUUCCUCCACACACCAUUUUGAUUUCAUUUGUUAACCAGCUCUUUCUGAAAAAUCUAUGAAUGAACACGGAUUGAUGUAAAAGUGUAUAUUAUUGCUGAUUGGUUGUUACAGGAAUCAAGUGUGGUGCGCCAUACAUCCGCCAUGCGACAACCUUCCCAUCAUCCAACAUCAGUCAAGGGGAUCUCAUGACUGUCAGCUGCCACCCUGGUUUCCAGUUGGAAGGUUCCGAAACCAUUUUAUGUGGAAUUACAGACCAGUUACCAAUUUGUGAGAGUAAGUCUUUUGUCAGCAACAGCGGACAAUGAAACAUUGGGUUCCGUUACUGAUUCCUGUUUCAAAGACACAAAUAUUCUUUUAACUUUUUUUCUUUAAAUGAUUAUCUGCUAUCACAGAAAUUGAUAGGAGGGGAGGGUGUCUAUACUAGAUUAGAAAGUAGUUUAAAAGGGUUGGGUUUGUACUAAAGCAGGGUAAAACUUUUCUAGAUUCAAGAGAGAGCAGUGGAUGUUUCACCUCUGAUCCUUUCAGCAUUUUUUAUGAUUUAUAUCUCCUAAUAUUUUUCUGUCUCACAGAUAUUGAUGAGUGUGCCUCCGUUGUAUCUGCGUGUCAACAAACUUGCACAGAUAGCAUAGGUAGCUUCAGAUGUUCCUGUGGCACGGGAUACAGGCUCGCUUCUGACGGCAGGAGCUGUGAUGGUGAGACACGUUGUUUUUUUUUUAUUUGUUGAACAAUUCAUUUUGUUCAUUUAGUUGAUGCUGGUAGAUGGUCAGUGUCUGUGGAUGGUGGUCCUUGGACCAGCCCAUGUUCUUGAAGGUAAAUGGUUUCUAAACAAGUUUGGGGUCUUAAUUGGUGUCUAAUUAAUUCUGUGGUUCUGUCUGUUGUGGUAUUUGGACUUGGUGUUUGGUGUCUUGUCCUGAAUAAUGGGGAAAACAAAUUCUCAUAGAGUUAAGCUUGAACGUCCAUCGAGUUAAAUUUUCUGUCACCUUGAAUCUUUUUUUUUACUCUCUGGCAGACAUCGAUGAAUGUAGCGCCAACAACGGUCACUGUGAG